Megachile rotundata (alfalfa leafcutting bee) is the source of this 813-nucleotide messenger RNA. It is a transcript of the gene shaker, whose product is annotated as potassium voltage-gated channel protein Shaker. Gene Ontology annotation, cellular component: membrane; voltage-gated potassium channel complex. Gene Ontology annotation, molecular function: delayed rectifier potassium channel activity; protein binding. The record is from RefSeq and is a predicted model, not a curated record. Gene Ontology annotation, biological process: action potential; protein homooligomerization; potassium ion transmembrane transport. NCBI's taxonomy places the organism in Eukaryota, Metazoa, Arthropoda, Insecta, Hymenoptera, Megachilidae.
AUGGUGGAGGUGUUCGAGAGGCGGGCUAGGGAGCCUACGGGGCCGAUCAAGGCACCUCGCACCUACCCAGGCCCAGCCAGCUCCUUCGACCGCGUCACCAGGUUGCACUCGCGACCUCGUCAGCGGCUGCGUCUCUUUCGCGUUCCUCUCAAAGAUGAUCUCCUAGUCUCCGAGCUGCUGUCUCUCCUCGAUCGUUACUCGCCACGGAAAUCGUCCCGGGACUAUUCGAUCCUCGAUCUGCUAGAUAGGCUGGAGAUCGAGCUGCUCGUUCGAACGGACCGGAAACGCGCCGCUGUUCGACGUCUGGAGGAUCGCUCGGAUCUCGCGCACGUCGGCCGAGCGUGCCAACCGGAUCGAGAAAGAGUCGAGCAGGAAGAGAUCGAGAAGAAGACCGAGGAGGUUAAGUGGUGCAGGGAAGAAACAGUGGUGCGAGAGAGAGGAGUGCUUUCGGCAAAGUUAAAGGUUCGGUUGGAGCCCAGGAAGGGCUCCGUUCAAAGGAACGAGACUGGCGAGCGCAAUGUGGCAAAGCGGCGGCAUGGGCGCCCAUGCGGCCAACAAUCCAUGGAUGAAAUUAAUGGGCAUUGUCCACAAGGAGAGAAGGCAUCACGACUCGGGCUCUGCCGCUGCCGCCGCUUCCGGUGUUCAGGGCUCUGCGACUACUGGCAGCAACGACCGGACGCUCAAUCAUUUACAUUCUACAAUAUUGUUGACGCUGUAGCAAAUAUCCUCCAAGGCAAUGUUAUUGAUACUCUGGUGCCAGAGGGACCUGAGAUAUCCGAUGAAUCUACCUGCAACGUCAGCACAAUGUCGUGA